Venustampulla echinocandica is the source of this 2850-nucleotide messenger RNA. RefSeq names its product DNA repair protein MutS, III. Gene Ontology annotation, molecular function: ATP-dependent DNA damage sensor activity; ATP binding; mismatched DNA binding. Gene Ontology annotation, biological process: mismatch repair. The transcript is spliced from 4 exons. The coding region runs from base 1 to 2850 and encodes 949 amino acids. Gene Ontology annotation, cellular component: nucleus. NCBI's taxonomy places the organism in Eukaryota, Fungi, Ascomycota, Leotiomycetes, Helotiales, Pleuroascaceae. The record is from RefSeq and is a predicted model, not a curated record.
AUGGCAGACGAUACUUCCAAAACUUCAACUUCGAUGGGCGCAAAAAGGAAGACCACUGUUAAACUUGGGGAUCUACUUGGAGCUCUCCCCCCUCUUGAAAAUGCUUCCAAUUCCAAACUCGAGGACCUUCCUCAAGGGCUUCUUCCACUAGAGCCCUUACAGUUGGAGGAAGAGUCUCCUGCUCUGCCUCCUGUACUGCUGCAAGUCCGCAGCAACAUGGCGAGAUUUCAAAAUUGCGUGCUUCUAACUCGUGUUGGUGGUUUCUACGAAUUGUAUUUUGAGAAUGCGACUGAGUUUGGCCCGCUUUUGAAUUUAAAAGUUGCACAGAGGAAGACAGGUCCGAAGACCAACCCGGUUUAUGUGCCUAUGUCGGGGUUUCCUUUCUUCCAGCUGGAUCGCUAUCUUAAGAUUCUUGUCCAGGAUUUGAAUCGUUACGUUGCUAUUGCGGAAGAGUUUCGCAAUGAUGCAGAGGCCAGAUCGAAAGCUGGUGGUUUGAUGAACGAUAGAAAAGUGUCUCGUAUCAUCACUCCUGGCACUUUGAUUGAUGAGAAUUUUAUGGACCCGUUUACCAAUAACUACGUCCUUGCCCUUCAUGCCCAAAAGCCCGCUAAGGAUGAGAUGGAAAACUCAGAGGUCAAGAGCGAUCAUCCUGUGCCCCUUAAUCUCGCUGAGAUGCCUAUCGGCCUCGCGUGGCUGGACCUGUCCACUGGCCAUUUCUUCACUCAAUCUACGACAUUUGGAAAUCUGCCGUCAUUUUUAGCUCGCAUUGGUCCCCGGGAAAUUGUUUUGGACGAGGAUAUUGAGAAGUCGAAAGACCAUGGGAUUCUUAGUGUUCUUGCAGAGGAGCGCCACCUUAUUACCUACAUAACUCCAUCUGCCGUUAAACCCAUCAAGGAUUGGGCACCCAUGCUAGAAUCACCGGUACCUCCAAGAACGGUAAAUGAUUUCGCUCCCGAAGAAGUGGCAGCUGGCAGUACACUACUCCAAUAUGUCGAGGAACGACUGCAAGGCUCGAAUAUGAAACUUCAACCACCGAUGAGGCAGCUUGAUACGAUGGGAAUAGACAAAAACACCAUGCGGGCGCUGGAAAUCAAGAAGACUAUGCGCGAUGAUCUUGAUACUGGGAGUUUGUUGAACACAGUUCGGAGGACUGUCACUAAGGGCGGCGCGAGGUUGCUUGAUAACUGGCUGAGCUCUCCGUCCACUUCGAUUGGUGUGAUUAAUUCUCGUCUUGAUCUUGUGACGUACAUGUUGGAGAAUGAGACAUUUAGAGAACGCAUCGCUGUUCUCCUAAGACGAAGCCACGAUUCCCAUCGUUUGUUGCAAAAAUUUGCCUUCGGUCGAGGGGAUCCGGAUGAUCUAUUAGGAUUGGCUAGCACGAUACGUGCAACACAAGAACUUAAGGUGACCCUUACUCAGAAUACAGCUGAAGAUGAAUGUAUGAGAGAAAUGAUUUCCCGUAUCAAUCUCGACGGACCGAGCGCACUUGCGGACCGGGUUGAAGAGGCUAUAGAUGAGGAAGGAGUAGUUCAACAGCAAAUCAUGGAAGAUGGCGAAGUGGGAGAGAUGCAAGCUCUUGCAGAAGCUGUCGUCAUUUCUGAAGGCUCCCGAGAAGAUGCUAACAUCCUCCCAAAAAAGAAGAAGAAGCCCACAAGUAUCAAAGAAUACUACUCCGAUGACAACGAAACCUGGAUCAUGAAGCCUGCGGCAAGCCCAACGCUGCAGCGACUUCACCAAGAUCUAGUAGAAUUGGCAGCUAAAAAGCAAGCCCUGGCCGAAGAUCUCAGCAACCGCUUAGGGGCAUCAAGUCUCACCCUCCGUUCUACUCCUGGCCUAGGUCACAUCUGCCACAUCAAAGGCAAAGACAUAAAGCGAGAGUUGGUAGAAGGAAAACGGGUCAGUUCAAGCAGAACUACCAGCUCGUUCCACCAUCCUGAAUGGACCAGUCUCGGUGGCCGCAUCGACCGAUGUAGAGACCAUAUCAGGGCAGAAGAGCAGCGUGUGUUUCGCCAACUCCGAGAGCAAGUUAUUUAUAAUAUCGUCAAACUUCGACGUAAUGCUAUCGUGCUCGACGAACUCGACGUCGCUAGUUCCUUCGCUCUCCUAGCUGCGGAAAAGAACUGGACUCGGCCAAUCUUGAAUCGUACCUCCACACACAAAAUCGUUGGUGGGCGCCACCCUACUGUCGAAGGUGGUCUUGAGAGGGAAGGACGCGGUUUCACUACAAAUGACUGUUUCGUUGGGGAUGUCGAACGAACAUGGUUGAUUACGGGGCCAAACAUGGCUGGCAAGAGUACAUUCCUGCGACAGAACGCCUUGAUUACCAUUCUUGCCCAAGUAGGCUCAUAUGUUCCUGCAGAGUAUGCAGAGAUUGGCAUCGUGGACCAGAUAUUCAGCCGUGUAGGAUCAGCAGAUGAUUUAUAUCGUGACCAGUCGACUUUCAUGGUCGAGAUGCUGGAAACGGCCGCGAUCCUCAGACACGCUACCUCGUGCUCCUUCGUGAUCAUGGACGAGAUAGGACGAGGCACAACACCUACUGAUGGCACGGCCGUGGCAUUUGCAUGUCUACAUCACCUGUACCAUCUUAAUAAAUGCAGGACUUUAUUCGCGACACAUUUUCAUGACUUGGCCGAUAUGGCAAUUAAAGGGGACAUGAAGGGUGUUGGCUUUUAUUGCACGGAUGUGGAGGAGGAUGAGGGUGGUGGAGAGGGCUUUAGGUAUGUGCAUAGGUUGAGGCAGGGGGUUAACAGGCGGAGUCACGCUCUUAAGGUUGCAAGGUUGGCAGGGCUGCCGGAGGAAGCUAUUAAUGUUGCGAAGGCUGUAUUGGAAAGGCAGGGUGGAUCUGUAUAA